AUCAGUUGAAUGUUUUCUUUUUUUUUCUUCAGAAAAUCAUACUGUGGUGAAAAAAUGACGUUGUACCAUUUCGUUAAUUGCUUGGCGUUGGGCUACACGCCCUACUUCCUGACUUACAAAUAUUCGGGAAUGUCUGAAUACGGAGUGUUCUGGAAGUGCGUUCAAGCUGGGAUUGGAUAUGUUCUGACACAGUUGGUAAAGAUGCUGCUGUUGGCCACAUUUUUUCCGUCUAUGGAAGGUCACACUGGGGGAAGCAGUUUCGACUUUUUCGGGGAAUUUUUGCGGACAACGGUGGAUCUUGGAGAUUUAUUAGGUAUCUACUUGAUCCUGAGCCACAUUGGAGGGAAGAAUGACAUGCGCCUGAUGGCAGUUGCGGUUGGUUGGUCUAUGGCUGAAUUUGUUCUCACGAAACUGCUUCCGCUUUGGGUUGGCGCGAGAGGACUCGAGUUUGACUGGAAACACAUGCAAAGCGCGUUGGAUUCCAACGUGGCACUGGUGGCGAAUUUGGCUUCAGUCGCGUUGGUGUGGAUGUGGUCUAGGAACGAUUUAACUGGUGGCCUAGUUCCGUUAGUGUUGCUGUUGCUUCUGACAUCAGCCUACAAGCCCUUGAUAGUGAAUCUGACCUCACAUGCCUUGGAGUUGGGCAAUUGGCAUACGUUCUUUGUCAAAACUUCAUUAGUUUUCUCAUUGGCUUUGCUAUCCUUCCAAGUUUAUAUUGGUUUAGCAGGCAAAAUUGGGAACUAGAUGUUUGUCUUCUUUUUCCCUGUGUUCACCUGUAUAAGUGGAAUGGAUGCAUCAAUAAAUAUUAUCAGGAAGCUAAUACUGUAGUAUGCUAAAUUUGACCGGAUUGAUUUUUUUCAUUUAAAACACAAUAGACUGAAGUUUUUGGAACAAGUUACGAUCAGUGUUCCUAGACAGAAGGUGCGAUAUACUUCAUUGUGUUCAAUGUGAGUUUUUCUGUUGAAUCUUGGUACAGUAUACAUCUAACAUAAUUUUACAA
This is a messenger RNA of Notodromas monacha, 1000 nucleotides long. NCBI's taxonomy places the organism in Eukaryota, Metazoa, Arthropoda, Ostracoda, Podocopida, Cyprididae. The record is from the annotation of a GenBank genome assembly.